CUCAAGUCCAUCUUCAACUCACACACUAAGUACUAUUUUCAAUUUUUCAUCUUUUUUCCUUAAUAUUUUUUAAACAUGUCCGGUGUUUGGGUAUUCAAGAAUGGAGUUGUCCGCCUAGUGGAGAAUCCCGGUGACUGCCACGGUGCAACUGGCCGCCGUAAAGUGCUUGUGCACCUUGCAAGUAAUGAAGUAAUUUCAUCAUAUGCGUCCCUUGAGAGGAAGUUGUACUCUCUUGGAUGGGAGAGAUACUAUGAUGAUCCUGACCUUCUUCAAUACCACAAAAGAUCCACUGUUCAUCUCAUUUCUCUCCCAAAGGAUUUCAACAGGUUCAAGUCCAUGCACAUGUACGAUAUUGUUGUCAAGAAUCGAAAUGAAUUCGAAGUUAGGGACAUAUAGUAAUAAUUAAUUUGAGAUUUCCUCUAAUUAAUGUUGUUUGAUUGAAUUAGGUCGUUUCUUGUUUAAACUUUAAACUUAAGCUUUGCUUUGGGUAUUUUAGGUCAAAAGAGUGUUUUACUUUCUUAGGGUGAUCAGGAAAGCUAAUUUGUUAAGUGGGGUUCCUUGUUGUAAUUUUAAUGUCAGAAUCGUGUGUAAGAGUGAAGUUUGAUGACAAUGAAAAACUUUGUUUGGUUUGUAA
This is a messenger RNA of Capsicum annuum, 634 nucleotides long. RefSeq names its product flowering-promoting factor 1-like protein 3. The transcript has a single exon. The coding region runs from base 76 to 396 and encodes 106 amino acids. The record is from RefSeq and is a predicted model, not a curated record. NCBI's taxonomy places the organism in Eukaryota, Viridiplantae, Streptophyta, Magnoliopsida, Solanales, Solanaceae. Gene Ontology annotation, biological process: regulation of flower development.